AUGUCAAAGGUGGUAAUACGAACCCCUUUCGCGUGGAAUAAUUGUCUGAAGAUAACUGCAAGGGUUAUUCAUCAAAAAGUUGUUGGCAACGUAGUUAAAGUAACGUCGAGAAGACGUUUUACUAAAAAAUAUGGCGAGCAACCAUUACGGCGUGUAACACACUGCAUAUUUGAUCUUGAUGGAACAAUACUUGAUACCGAGCGCAUGUACCAUGAAGUAGUUGGUGAACUUUGUAACAAAUAUGGCAAAAAGUAUACGAAGGAAUUAGCAAAGGAGAUGAUAGGGUUAACAGACCACGACGUUAGUCAACGACUGGUAAAAGAACUGCUUUUACCUAUCUCGGCUUCAUUUUUUGAACGAGAGCUGGAAAGCGCGUGUCGAAAAUCAUUGCCAUUUGCUCCUCUCCGACAAGGUGUUGAAAAGUUACUAACUCAUCUUCACAAAUAUAAGGUUCCUUUAGCUUUGGCCACUAACUCUACAGAGCCUAUACUGCGAUUGCACAUGAUGAUGAGACCGAAACUGUUUUGUUUGUUUCACCACAAGGUAUGUUCUUCAGACUCCGAGGUUUCUCGCCCUAAACCAUUCCCUGACAUACUACUUCUGACUGCUGCAAGGUUUGCUGGUAAACCUAAACCCACAAAGUGCCUUGUAUUUGAAGAUUCGCCAACAGGUGUUGAUGCGGCAGUUGCGGCAGGAAUGCCGGUGGUUAUGAUUCCUUCAUUGCCGGGAGUAGAUUCAAAGUAUAGAAGAAAAUCUACAUUAUUUUUAAAUUCCUUAACGGAGUUUAAACCUCAAAGUUUUGGGUUACCAGCCUACUUAUCUGUUAAAUCUAGGAACUAAAAGUAUUUUCUUUUUAAUAGAAAAAGUUCUAAAAUGUACAUGCUAACAUAACAAAAUAUUACACACUAUGCACUAAUGUUAACGAUGUUCAUAAAAUUUUAGAAAUAAAUAAAAGUGAUUUUACCCGUCUUAAUGGAAUAUCGUACUGAUAUUAAUUUUAUUUAUUUGUGAAAUUACUCCACUAGUUUGUUAUCAACGCGCAACGCGUGCGCCCG
Messenger RNA from Hyposmocoma kahamanoa, 1055 nucleotides. Its product is annotated as probable pseudouridine-5'-phosphatase. Bases 1 to 840 code for a protein of 279 amino acids. NCBI's taxonomy places the organism in Eukaryota, Metazoa, Arthropoda, Insecta, Lepidoptera, Cosmopterigidae. The record is from RefSeq and is a predicted model, not a curated record. Gene Ontology annotation, molecular function: phosphatase activity. The transcript has 8 exons.